Messenger RNA from Brienomyrus brachyistius, 1403 nucleotides. RefSeq names its product alanine and arginine-rich domain-containing protein. The record is from RefSeq and is a predicted model, not a curated record. The coding region runs from base 311 to 655 and encodes 114 amino acids. NCBI's taxonomy places the organism in Eukaryota, Metazoa, Chordata, Actinopteri, Osteoglossiformes, Mormyridae. The transcript is spliced from 2 exons.
GGGAUGAGUGAAGCAGCGAGGAGGACAGGCGAGCUUCUGUCCCACAUAAAAGGUAGAUAUCUGCUCAUAUGAGAGAGAAGAGAUCUGGGAACAUAAAGACUCACUGGGAAGGGAAGUUAUUCUGAAAAAAAGAAGGAAACGGAGUGAGACAAGAACGUUCCUGACAGCAGAGACAGAGGACGCCUUCUGACUCGGGAGGGAGGAGGCGGAAACGGAGAGAACUUCACCACCACUGCAUCAGGACAGAGGAAAAGGAGACCACUGCACGCGCGAGCGUUCAGCCCGGCCGCUGGACCCCAAAGGCAGCACCAUGAAUCCCGAAACUCAGUACGACGACACGGUGUCCACCAUGCUGCUGGAGAACAUCAAGAACAAGUUGAUCCAUGCCUUCAGGGCUAACGGGGAGCCUCUGCCCGCCGGUGGAUCAGGCGCCGACACAGUCAGCAUCUUUAAGAAGAACUUCCAAGCCAAUGAAGAGCUAAGAAGAGCCAAAAUCGAUGGAGCAAUAAGCUGGCUGAGAUCAGAACUGCUGGAGAUGCGGUCGCAGGACCAGCAGCUGGCCAGGACACUGCUGGGCCUCAACAGUGAGAUCCAGAGGCUGAGGAGGGAGGGCACGCCCCCAGCACUGCAGCCAGAGGGCAGAGAGCGCAUCUAACCUCCAGCGAUGAGUGGGAGAAGCCAAGGAGACCAGCCCCUGGAAGCAACGCAGCUGUUCCUGCUUCGACCCCUCGUCGUGACGCAACACAGAGCAGAUUACCGCUGGGCUGCUGUCGGGGGUGCAGCGUGACUCGCUGCAGGUCUGCGGCUAUACUGCAGAUGAUGUUGUUUUUUCAGCUGCUGAGAGGACACUCCUGUGAUUUGUCCCUGGGUAAUUACCCUGAGGUUUGCUGCCAGCGAUGGGCCCAAACAUACCGAAAAUGAGAUGUGUAAAGCUGUAGCACGUCUAGGAGACUUUUUAGGACCCAUUUUAGAACAUGUGUGGUAUGUGUGUCCUAUGUUCUACUGCAGUGACCAACCACAAUAUACACUGUACAACAACGCUCAGAUUCCCGUACAUAUUUCUGUUCCAUGUCGCGUUAGAAAUGCCAAGAACUGUAAGGUUCUGUAAAUCCAAAACCUGUGAGGUGCUUGUAGGAUACAGAUGUAUUUUUAUAUCUGAACAAUGCUUUGAGAAUUAUAACAGAGCAUUACACACCGUGCCUUAUUGUGUUGUAUAAAAAAAGACUGAACCAUUGACAGACUCUCCAGGUGUUCUUUUGGUCUCUUAUUCUCUUUAUGUUUACCAUCGCUCACGUCUGAUCGUUUUUAUUUAUGUGUCAUCGACGAUGGGCUGUAGGCAUCCUUGUGUAGGCAUCCCUCCUGUCGUCAUGGUGAAAUGGGGAUUAAAGGAGAAGGCCAGGGGA